AUGGAGAAAAUUGGAGAAUCGCCGUGGAAUGAGUUGACAGAUAUUGAGGAGUAUCAUCAUACCGUUCUUCUGAGCAAUAAAAUUUGGCUGUUUAGCCGAAAAUUUCGAUGCUGGGGGAGCGAGGGUAAUAUUGAUAUUAGGAGCACAAUAAUAUAUGUGCUCACCUGUUUUAUUUUGAGACCAUCCACAAAUAAUUCGGCUACAUUUUUAGAUGUUCCUCAACCAACACAUAACUUUGGCCACUAUGUUACUUAUCGAGGAGGAUACUCAAUCUAUUUUGGAUUGGAUUCAAAGCAAUGGUCGCAAAAGGUCACAUAUCCACCGGUUUGUGAAGACGAAAAUCUGGAGGAAAUAAUAUUUGUGGUGAAAUCCAGAAUCCUCCUUUUGCUCUACAGCCAUUUUGGAGGGAUUUCUUUUAAAAAUCUGUACGGCUUUGAUGAAAUUAAUCGUACUUGGCAUCAACUGAAAUCGUUCCAGGUUGAUGAAAGCUGUAACGAAAUUGUUAGUGGCGCUUGGAAAGCUGAUCUUACCUUCGUUGAAGGACCAGACUCAGACAGUGAAGCCUUCUUUAUAUCGUCUACAGAAUCGUCCCUAAAUUUCAUUAAAUUCAAAAUCGCUGAUGACUUGUCUGCAAGUAUGUGUACGAUUUACAAGAAGAGUAAGACGGAUACGUUUAAACGGCCGGUUCUUGCAACCUGGAUAAACAAUAGUAUCUUUUGGUUAGAUGGCAUACACGGCUGUGGGUUCAGGAUUCAGCCAAACGUUCUCAACGAAGUGAAUAUAGUGCAACAGGAGGAAUCCAAACAUGAGAUUGCUGGGGACUAUCCGCCAUUCUCGUACAAUGGAGCAAGGUGCACUAAGCUGUGUCAGUCUGGAGAGUGGAUACAUGCAACAGGCGAUACUGCAGUUGGAAUGACUAGUGUCAAAUUUUGCGGUCAAAUUUGGUCCCUUGCUGUAGCGGGUUCGCCAUACAAGUGGAAGAAGUUAGAACCUGAAGUGCCGGAAUGUGAUAAUGUUAGGCUAAUAGUAACAGUUUCGAAAGAGAAGGUAGUAUAUAUAGUGGACCCGAAGGCAGGAGUUUCAAAGCUGCAAUUGUAG
This is a messenger RNA of Enterobius vermicularis (human pinworm), 1098 nucleotides long. The record is from the annotation of a GenBank genome assembly. NCBI's taxonomy places the organism in Eukaryota, Metazoa, Nematoda, Chromadorea, Rhabditida, Oxyuridae.